UAGACAGAUGAGUAAGCAGUUCGGGAUUGUUGCAGAGAUCGCUUCAGCAGCCGAGGAUUUUUUCUUCUUCUUCCUCCUCUUUAAUCACAUUUCCAUUUUCUGCCGGGGGAGUGAUUUCAGCCUGCAUUAACCCUCCACGCAGUUUUCCUUUUGUCACAGUGUGCGACCACCUGCGCUCUGCAACCGACUCAAGGCGGCGGCUGUCCAGCAGAAGAAAGAGAGACAAGGCGACAAGGCUGAAGAACAAGAGCGACUCGCAGCAUCUGUGCAGGAGGGAGGAAAAAAAAUGUCAACCGCCGGGGAAGUGUCACCUUUUUUCCACAGCGUGGGCUCUGACAGCCCCUCCAGGCCCAGGCAGAAAUUCUGUGGCGUGUUCUGCCCGGUGGAGGGCUCCUCGGAUGCGAAGACGCUGGACUUUGACGCGCUGUCAGCGUGCAGAGGCAGGAGCGCCGGCGGCAGAGUCAUUGACCGGCAGAGCGACAUCUCCCAGCCCAGGAAGGUUGAGAUCAGGGAAAGCACGGGCAAGGAGGCGCUCCAGAACCUGGAUGAUAAACGGAGUGACCGUCUCUUGAUCAAAGGAGCGAAGAUUGUGAACGAUGACCAGUCCUUCUGUGCGGACAUCUACAUGGAGGAUGGAGUCAUUAAACAAAUCGGAGAAAACCUCAUCGUUCCCGGCGGGGUGAAAACCAUCGACGCCCACGGUCGCAUGCUGAUGCCGGGGGGCAUCGACGUGCACACGCGUUUCCAGAUGCCCGACCGGGGCAUGACGUCGGCCGAUGACUUCUACCAGGGCACCAAGGCGGCGCUGGCCGGCGGCACCACGAUGAUCAUUGAUCACGUGGUCCCAGAGCCCGGCGUCAGCCUCAUGUCCGCCUUCGAGCAGUGGCGCGAGUGGGCCGACAGCAAGUCCUGCUGCGACUACUCGCUGCACAUCGACAUCACCGAGUGGCACCGGGGAAUCCAGGAGGAGAUGGAGACGCUGGUGAAGGAUCACGGUGUCAACUCUUUCCUGGUCUACCUGGCCUAUAAGGAUAUUUUCCAGCUUACUGAUGCUCAGGUGUACGAGGUGUUCAGCGUGAUCCGCGACCUGGGAGCCAUCGCCCAGGUUCACGCCGAGAAUGGCGACAUCGUUGCGGAGGAGCAGAGGCGGAUCUUGGAGCAGGGGAUCACCGGGCCUGAAGGACACGUGUUGAGCCACCCAGAGGAGGUGGAGGCAGAAGCGGUUAACCGUGCUGUUACUGUGGCCAAUCAGACGAACUGCCCCCUGUAUGUGACCAAGGUGAUGAGCAAGAGCGCUGCUGAUGUCAUCGCUCAGGCAAGGAAGAAGGGUACCGUGGUCUACGGUGAGCCAAUCACUGCUAGCCUGGGUACAGAUGGUUCACACUACUGGAGCAAGAACUGGGCCAAGGCUGCCGCCUACGUCACGUCCCCUCCGCUGAGUCCUGACCCGGCCACUCCGGACUAUCUCAACUCCCUGCUGUCCUGUGGUGACCUUCAAGUGACAGGAAGUGCUCACUGUCCCUUCAACACUGCCCAGCGUGCUGUUGGGAAAGACGACUUCACUUUGAUUCCUGAGGGUGUCAAUGGCACAGAGGAGAGGAUGUCUAUCAUCUGGGACAAGUGUGUGGUGACUGGUAAAAUGGAUGAAAACCAGUUUGUGGCCGUGACCAGCACCAACGCAGCCAAGAUUUUCAACCUGUACCCCCGCAAGGGCCGCAUCGCUGUGGGUUCGGAUGCGGACCUCGUGCUCUGGGACCCAGAUGUCACAAAGAUCAUCUCUGCCAAGAGCCACAACUCUGCCGUAGAGUACAACAUCUUUGAAGGCCUAGAGGUGCGCGGUGGCCCUCUGGUGGUUAUCAGUCAAGGUAAGAUUGUCUUGGAGGAGGGAGCCCUCCAUGCCACUGAGGGCUCGGGACGUUUCGUCGCCCGCAAACCUUUCCCUGACUACGUCUACAAGAGGAUAAAGGCUCGCAGCAGGCUGGCUGAGCUGAGGGGUGUACCCAGGGGACUGUAUGACGGUCCAGUCUGCGAGGUGUCCGUCACUCCUAAAACCAUGACGCCUGUCUCUUCUGCCAAGACCUCACCUGCCAAACAACCCAACCAGCCUGUCCGCAACCUGCACCAGUCUGGCUUCAGCCUGUCUGGUGCUCAGAUUGAUGACAACAUUCCCCGUCGGAACACCCAGCGCAUUGUGGCGCCCCCAGGUGGCAGGGCCAACAUCACCAGCCUGGGUUAAAUGUCCACCACCAAACCCCCACCCUUUCACCCUGCUGAGGAGGAAAUUAGUCUAAGGAUGGCGUUAAGCCGGUGAGAUCCAGCUGAGAAGAGAUGCCAUAACACCCGAAGCCGAACCCUUCACAGCACCUCGGCCACCCGCUUGUUCAGCGUUGAUCCCGACACUUCCUCCUUUGCAGAUUUUCUCACCUACCAACUUUCCUGUUUUCCCCAACCUCUAUUGGACACAGUUAGAAAUAAAUAGAAAACAAACUAAAGGAAGAAAGAGAAAAAAAAUAACACUGCUUUUUGAGCACUUUUGACUGCAUUAUUUAGUUGUUUUUUUAUAUAUAUAUUGUACUUUCUUUAUUCCAUUUGUCCUUUUUAUUUUUUUUGCUUUGCUGUUUUUGUUGAGCAUUCAGGUGAGUCAGUUCAGACAAAAUAAGGUAACGUUUAUGCACGAUGCAGCAUUUUAGUUGAUGAUUUUAUUUUGGUUUGAGCUAAAAUGGAGACUGGGUACCAAAUUUAACAGUUUUAACAGUGUUGCAGCCAGGUCAACAAUCUUCAUUCUUUUGAUAAUUGACAAUGAAGGCUGACUUAGGAGUUAAAAUAAUGAAAGACUUUUUUUUUCUAUUUUUGUUCAUUUGUUUCUAUCACGGUGUAUCUAAUAUUUUUCCACCUGUGACUUUGCCAAAGUAAGUCAUGCGAUGGUUGGAAAAAGCUUUGUGCUUCAUCUCUCAUCUUAGGGUCGUACUUGCAUUGCAGAAUUGGUGGUUGAGAGUUGUGGUUCAUUAAGAAAGUUUUACUCUGUCAAACCUUGUCUUUCCAUGCCUUAUUAUCUCUUAAUCUGUCAAGGCCAGGAAGUGACUGAUUUCCCUCCUUGUUUGCAUUCCUGAGUCACAAAGGUCCAAUUUUCUCAUUUGACCGCUGCAGAAGUCACUCACAGCCGUCCUUCACCAACCAACUGCUGCUUUUGCAAACAAACUGUUUUCUACUCAUCAAAAUCUUUCCUUCAUUUCCACUUUUUAUGUGCCUGAACCAACAGAAGUUGUACUGAUAUUUUUGAUUUUAUUCUUUGUUUAUUUGUUGUUGAGGUAAGUGAAGGAUGUAAGAUAAAAAGAUGUAAAAUAGCCAGGAUUAACCGAUUCAAAGGUGCCAGAUUUUUGUGCUUUCAUAGGGCCUAUUCAGCUCAAUUGAGCCCUCCGUAAAGGCAAAAAAGAUCAAUAUCUUGAAAUGUUCUAAUGUUUUAGAGUUUUUACCUUGUUGUCAAACUGCUUUUUAGUGUUAUUCUGUAACUAGGUGCCUAAGGGCUGAGCACUAUUGAUUUACGCUUGAACGUAGACAUGAGCUAAUGUAGUUCUGACUGAUAUCUUGUAUCGAUGUGAGUGAGGAAUGGGACACCUACAUGAGGCGCCUGCUACAAAAAUGUUUCUGUAAAGGAUUAAAUAAGUGUUAAAAUUGCAUUUUUUGCAGAGCCAUAGCAGAUAUGAGAAUCAGCGAUCAUGCAGUUGCUACAUUUUCAAUUGUAAUUUUCUCCCUAGGGUUAUCUAUGGGAAAUUUGACAUGUGGUUCAUUAAAGGAGUUGUACAGAAACUGAAUAAUAAAAGCCUGAGAUCAAUGAGUUUAACGCUGGCAUAGACUAACUGCAACUAAUUUGCAUUGGUUAAACAUUCGCUAUAUUAGCAUGAUGAGCACCAAUGAUACUGUGUUAAUGCUAACAUCCACAACAGUAAUUGAACACAGUUAUUAGCUGGCUUUUUGCUAAUGCCAGCAUCAUGCUAAUUCUAAUAUUAGGCCAUGAGCAAUUAUAUGCUAUUGUUAGCAUAGUAAUAGCUAAUAUUUGCAUGUUAACAUUGGCAUUCACUGAAAAAGAAAUUGCUUAUUACUGGUAUGCUAACUGUAGCAUGCUAGCAUCUACAUGUUAUAAUUAGGACCAGCUAAUUAUACUCUCUAGACAUUAGAAUGCUAACAACUGACCUUAGCGUGCCAAUGUUCUAAGCUAACAAUUAUCAUUUUCAGACACCAAAGCACAAGCUGCUUCUGCAUUAGUCAUCAUGGAAUACUGACUUCAUCCUGAUUAAAACACAACCUGGAGUUAAUUCUUUAAUUAAAAGGUUUUUGAAAAAUCUUUAUUUACAACGUUAUUUUAAGCCCUCGUCCAAGUUUCUGUUUGCGCUACCAUGGUAGUUGCUAAUUCGAGCCCGAUUAAUAAUGCUAACAUCCAUAAUUAUAUUGAAUUAUGGGUAAUUUAGUCAGUCCAACAUUUAGUCAACGUUGGAUGCUAACUGCUGGUGAAACACAUGGUGGAAUGCUAGCGCUAAUAUCCAUGGGAAAACUUUGCCUCCAGCCAAUUAGAAGUAUGUUGUUACCAUAGCAACAGUAUCAUGCUAACACAAUAUGCUAACAGGCUGAUUUAGCCACAGCGAAUUAUAGUAUCUAGAUGCUGGAUUUGAGAGGUUUAUGGAAAAAUUGGUUGAAAAAAUAACAUUGAAAUUGAUAAAUGACAGUAUAAAAUGAUAGCCGUGUUGCCUCUAAAUUAUACACUAGAACAUCGUUCGUCUAAUCAACAACAAGUAUAUUAAGCGAAUGAGUAAACUUUUUAAUAAGGACCCAGAGGACCAAUCACCAUCUUAGCUGAUGAAACACAAUCUGGGGUGGCACAAUCUAAGCUUUUCACUUAAAAUAUAUUCUCAAAUCCAAAGAUUUUAUAUGGGAGACCACAAUUACUUAAUGGCUUUAGCUAUAAUGCUAGUCUUUGUUCAUCUGGCAUGUGAAUAGUUUUACACAAGAAUGCACUGCUCUCUUGUGCACUUUUGGAAUCAGUGGCAUAAAGCAUUAUCCUAUUUGCAGUGACUGGAAAUCUUUAGAAAGCCCACUGUUUUUCAAGAUUUAUUAUCCAAUCCAGUUUGUUUAAAGGCACAGCCACACACUUUGGCAACAACCCUCCCUUUCACCCGCUUCAUCUGAACUUUUUUGUGUCUUCACUCUUUGGUUGGCUCUGGAUGUUGUGUUGGCGACAAACCUCUAGUCUCAUUCAGUGUUUGGCCGUUUGUCAUGGCAACUCGGUGCUAUUGUAGAAAACUGUGCUGGCAUAUUUUUUCAAUUAUCCUGCGGCGUGGACUCCAGACUCUGCUGAACCUCUAAACCAUCAGAAAAGAAUUAUGUUAGAAAUGCAUAGAAGAAUUUACUUUGAUGCAAAAAAAAAAAAAGUCAACCGUCACUAUGGGUGUCCUCAGUGUGUCUCAUGCCUCCUCCGUCUACACACACAGUUUUACUCUUUUUAUGCUCUGUCAGCUUGAAUGCUUUCUUUCUAUGCCAUAUUAUGCUAAUGAUAUAUGAGUGACAUGUAUGUACCCAACAUGCUGCAGACUGGCAGGUUCUUCCUUCUGUUCUGAGGUUGUUGAUGCUGUUGAACACCACCUUUCCCCCCCUGAGGCCCGUAGUCACCCCACACCUCCUCCUCUGUAAGCUCUUCCCCCUACUUUUUGUGAAAGUGAAACUGUGUGAUGGUGUUUGUCCUGGUGGCUGUGGGGUUUCUGGGAUGCUUGCUUGUAAUGACAAAAAGAUCAUGUGGACAGCGAUGUAAAAAAAUUAAAAUAAACGAAACAAGGACUUCAAAAUA
Messenger RNA from Fundulus heteroclitus (mummichog), 5836 nucleotides. RefSeq names its product dihydropyrimidinase like 2b (gene dpysl2b). The transcript has 14 exons. Gene Ontology annotation, molecular function: hydrolase activity, acting on carbon-nitrogen (but not peptide) bonds, in cyclic amides. The coding region runs from base 287 to 2236 and encodes 649 amino acids. The record is from RefSeq and is a predicted model, not a curated record. Lineage: Eukaryota; Metazoa; Chordata; Actinopteri; Cyprinodontiformes; Fundulidae. Gene Ontology annotation, cellular component: cytoplasm; cytosol.